CAUAUUGGAUUCAAAAAUGGGACUUCAAAAUUUUCUGAAAUAUAUUUCAUAAAUCUCCAAGUGAUUCAUUAUAUUUUAUGGUCAUGGAUAUUCACCUCGAUAUAAACAAUAUACAAGAAUAUUAAACAACUACAAUAUGCCUGGGGUGCCUGGUGUAACAUCCUACCCAAGCUCCAUUCGGAGCGGGUCACCGGUUGAUUAUGCCUGUAAGGUGCAGCAUCGUUCAGAUCUUCUCAUGGCAGACCAGAUUCUGUCUGUAAAGCAGUCGCAGGAUGCUUUGGAGACUGGUCUACAAGAGUUGAAGGAUGUUGGUCAACAUGAAGAUUCUGGUGUUAUGCAGUUCCACUUACACAGAGUUGAAGAAUUGAAGAUUCAAUCUGCUGAAGCUGUCUCUCUUUUACAGAUUGCUAAUAAGUUGAAUGUUGAGCUGGCAUAUGCAAGAGUGGACUUGGACAAAACCCUCAAGCAUGGCGGAGAUAUCAAUGGGGCUAGGAAAAGAAUACACUGGCUGGAAGACAGAAUGGAAAAAAUACUUGGGAGACAAAAACAAAGGAAUAUUAGACGUUUGAUUGAGACCAUAUCAGCUGAAAAGUCAGUGCGACGUGCCCAGCCUGUGGUGAAAUUCACUGGUGAUCGUGAUGACUCAUCGUCUUCUCCACAUAUGAUAGAGAGACCAGGAAUCAGUUAUGAUAACGAAUCCUCAACACCGCAAACAAUGGAACGAGAAUACACAGACUUCAUAGGAUUUGGAAUUGGAGGCAAGGAGCUCUCCAGUAUGAGUGACCUAAAUGAAUCCACUAAUCGUACAAGUGACUUGAAUUUAUCAAAUCGACAGCUCCCUAAGUUGAAACAUAGACCAGCAAACUUAGAAUCUGAAUCUACAUUUGGAGAAAUCCCUCCACGGUCUAAAACUGAAUCCCCAAGAAGACGUAGGAAGAAGAAUUUUCGUAGACAGUCCACUGAACUAAGUGAUACAUUAGAGUUACCAAUAGCAAAAGGAAAAAAUGUUAAGAGAAGCCAGUCUGAUGCUGGAUACUAUCCCAAUAUGGACCACGUCCCUUCAACACUUUCUAAACACAACAGAGUUCACGAGAAAACUGAUUUAAGCCUGUAUCCUGCGAGCAGUGUAUCAGAAUUCAAAUCAGAAAAAAGUAUGAGUGAUUUAACAAGUUUAGUAUCAAAAAGAGAGAACACAUUUAGUAUGGUAUCUCCUAGAGAUAUGACCCAAAGUGUGCAGUCUCAAACCACAAGAAGUGAACCUCCCAGUAGGUUGUCAAAUGGUGAUGGGACGAGUACUCCUCUGAAGGAGUCUUAUGACAGUAUAAGAGAGAUACCACAUAGCCAAAUAACAGAAGAGGAUGAAUCAUCGAUUAUAAGGGUACCACCUAUAGAAAUUGAAAUAGAUGAAGCAGAAACACCAAGUCGAGCAACCAGUGGUUCUAGCACGUCACAUAGUGCUGCAAGUUCUAGUCACAUGACCUCUAAGUCAUCACGCAGCAGUGUGACGACAGUAACAAAGGACGGAGAUGCCACAAAGGAGAGAGAUGGGACGCUGACCCAUGAUGAAGCUGAAUCAAACUUUCAACCUGCAUUUGUGACAGAUGGCUCAUAUAUGUCAAUGAGAAGUGAAAGAAGUCAUGUGACUUUUGCUUCUCCGGAACCUUCUGAAGUGAUGAGACCGAAGCCUGUGUUGAAAGUCCCAGAUAGAGAUAGUGGUGUAGAGGACAAUGACGUUGAUCUAUCUGCUCAGUACUGGCACUCGGAGCAUCAUAGAUUUGCUUUUCACGAAUUGGCGGAUUUGUUACUUGAGAUUAACCCCACAUCAUACCACACUCUUGGUAUUCCCGUGCCAGGAACUUUUGUCCCGCAGCAUGACAGCAACCCUCAGUUGCCUUGGAGACCAAAGAGAAGAGCAAGUGACCUUACAGACAUACAUAAAAUUGCCUUAGACAAGUUAUCAACAAGGGUUCACAAGAUCUAUGACAAGAUACAUGAUGCAGCUAUGAUAUCAGUGGACCCCACAUUCAAACAAGAGGAAGGGACUCAACAGACAAGCUUUGUGCAACAGAUUGGAGACACCAGUCGAACAUCUACAGCUGUUUCUAGGCCUACAAUGGGUAAGCACACAGGGGUAGAUGUUCCUAGGCCCAGAACCGACCAGUCAGUACACCUGCCUCCCCUAUUCUCCCCUAGGCUGGGGACUAGCACCUCAGGCCGGAUCACAUACUACCCUGCUCCCAUACCACCCCCUGAGAAACUACCAAUCACAAAAGUUAACCGUGACCAGCAGUACCCAAGGGUGUCUGACUCAUUCAGUUGUUCCGUGCCAGGGGAGACUAAGCCAGCAGAGCGCAUUGUGAACCAGAGGAACUUGAAGAAAGAGACUCAGUUCACCUCCAGUCUAUAUAGGGGCAAGGCAAAGGCUAAAACACAGGCUAGCAUGCCUAAAGAAAAAUUAACAUUGAAGAAAUUCUCAAAAGCUCUGCAUAUGGGGAUAAAGGCAUUCAGUAACAUCCAACCUGUUCAAGAUAAAAUAUCAAAGUUGCCUAAGGAGAGAAAAGUUUCUGGAAGAACUCAAAGUUCUAGUGCCACCUAUACGUACACAACUGAUAGUGAUUCAGGCACUGAUGGGGAAAACGAUCAAGGUGGCCAGUGGAAGAAGAUGAAACCAAAGUCAAGUGCCCUGUCACACACAGGCUUGAAGUGGGAGAGGGUCAAGAGUAUAGUUCACAACAACCUGAUAUCAGAUAAUGUGGAACAGAGACAAGAUGCUGCAAGGCACCUGGGGGCACUCAACAGUGGGGACGCUAUGGUUAUGUUCGCAUUGAGGGAGAGAUUGGAGAAGGAUGAUGACGAGAGGGUGAAAUAUGAGGCCACAAAGUCUCUCUGUCUUCUAGGUUGCUGGGACAAUGACAUCCUUGGUCGGCUGGCUCGCUAUCUGAUCACUGGAAAUACUGAGAUACGCACUGAUAUUAUUAACACCAUCAGUCGAGGCAAGAAUGUACAGUUCGUAAGAAAGAGACUCCCAGCAUUUUCACAACUUCGCGAUGUCCUGGUUCACAUAUGUAAGAAUCCUGACCCCGCAGAUAUGUUGUCAUUUGAUGCUGCAGUAUGCCUUGGGAAACUAUGUGAACCACUGCAGGUAGCAAAGGAUCGACUUCUGCGUAUUCUUGAUGAAACAAAAGACACACACCAUAGACAAAAGGCUAUAUCAGUCCUGGUUGGUCAGUUGGCUUGUCGGGAGUGGAAGGUGGUUGAGUCAAUUGUCACUCAGGUGUGUGCUUCACCUGUCUGGAAGUACAGAGUAGAAGCUGCCAAGAUCCUGGCCAGUCUUGGGCCUAAAUAUGUCUGUAUUGAAAAGGAAACGGAGAAAAUCUAUGAGCAGCUAGAGAGGAGACUAUGGAAUGAUCCCAAUCAGGCUGUAAGGGAGGAGAUCUCAAAGACGUUACAAGCUCUGCAGCUGUUCACUAGAGCAUGUGAGAGAUUAGAAAAACGGCUGGAAGAUGCCAAUCCUGAUGUAAGAGCACAAUCAGUCAUCUCACUGGGAACAUUAGGUAUCCGCAAUGAGAAGAUACUGCGACUCUUACUAGAGAUGCUAGAAUUAGAUGUCAGUGAACAAGUCAGGAUACAGAUAAUCCGGACAUUUGCUCUGCUAGGUGUGGCGGACAAGAGAGUGUUGAGAAUGCUUAAAGAAAGAGAGAGAUAUGAAGGCACACUUGGAAGUGAAUCAGCAAAGGCACUGGUAACUAUAAAUAAGAAGAAAGAGCAUUUGAGGAUCUCUAUGGAAUCUCCUUGAAUAACAGUAAACAGCCUGUCCAGUUGUGUGGAAAGAUUUUUAGUGGAAAGGCUUAGAUACUCGAUCCAAGAAAUACUUUGCUAAUGGGAACAGUCAUAUGUUCACAAACUCUGUUGUGAGAAUCCGCUCUACUUUGGAGUUUGGAGUGCUCACUCUACUGUGUACUAGUAUUCACUCUUCUUUGUAGCACUCACUCUACUAUGCAGUACUCACUACGGUUUAGCACUCACUCAACUGUGCAGUAAUCACUCUAGUCUACUGUGUCUAUGUAGUAUGCACUCUACUCUGUAGUAUGCAAUCUACUAUGUGCUAUGCCUUUUGCUGUGAAGUAUACUAUUGUGAAUUACGAAUGCAAAACUCCAAGCAUAGAUGUUCAAAAAUCAAAAAAUACAAAAUAUCAAUUUGAUAUCUGACAAUAACCUAUCAUAUAGAGAUGUUGCCUAGCAUCUGUCUGAUUUGUUAUUCAAUAGCACAAACGAUCACCAUGGGCGUUAUUAACUACAAGCGAACAGAGAUGAUGUAUGUUAUCUUGGGGCUAUAAAAGGUGAUGUUAUGAACCUUAUAAAUCACAAUAAAGAGAUGACACUACUCUGAUAAUGAUAAUUAUUAUAGAUGAUAAUGUAUAAUGAUAAUCAUAUUACAUAAAAUAAAUCUUUAAAAAUAUGGUCAUUUAUUUUUAUAUUUUUUCAUGAAAAGUUAUAGUGCAUUAUACAUGCAUUUUUAUCCCAUCCAUAUUACAUAAAUGUAGCUGUAUCUACAAAUGUUCACUUCAGACGCACAUAUUUUAUGAUUGUUAUUAUACACUUGUCUUAUGUAAUUUAUAAAUCCUACUGUAUGUUUACACCCACUUUGUACAUUUCAUUCCGUCCAAGAUUCAAUUUUUAUAGAGAUUGUUGAAAAAUCCCAGAUUCUGGUUCUGUCUGAAUCUGGGUGAAUUUAUGUUACAAAUGUCAUCACUAAUGUAAAAAGUUAGUUGUAAUAAAUGUCAUUGUAUUUUUGUAUGGAAUAUUAAUUUUGUAUAUUUGGUAUUUUAUGAUAUAUAUGUGAUAUAUAUUGCACCUGCAUAUCGCGACCUGAAGCUCUACAUUGUCAUUCUAAUGGUCAAAUUAAAAGCUGAUAUAAAGCCAGGACGUAGUUAAUAGUAGACCAUUUCAAGCAUACAGAAUUCUUAAAAAGCGAUAGAUAAUUCAACAACUUUAUUGUUAUGGGUAAUUUGAUGUCAGUUCUAUAGUAAACACAUGUCAGACUUAUUUACAAAACGUCAUUUACCUGUUAUGAACCUAUUUCACCCAAAUUAACUCUCUUAUUUCUGAGUGUUAAUGAAAAGUACAUAAAAACGGUUACCAUAGCAACCUAAGGGUAGCGUUCCGAGAAUCACACUGAAUGUUCAAAUUGGCCGGGUAGUAAUAACAUAAAUUGAUAACACCCAAUAUGAGCAGUUCUGACAGCAGAGAUGUGGGGUAACAUCUAAAAAGAAGACGAGGCAUGAUUAAUUAGGGAGAUUUGAGUUAAAGGGGAAAUACUGUCAUAUAAGACUUUCUUCAUACUUUUUCAGUUCAAAAGUCCGA
Messenger RNA from Owenia fusiformis, 5364 nucleotides. The record is from the annotation of a GenBank genome assembly. Lineage: Eukaryota; Metazoa; Annelida; Polychaeta; Sabellida; Oweniidae.